Messenger RNA from Rubroshorea leprosula, 653 nucleotides. NCBI's taxonomy places the organism in Eukaryota, Viridiplantae, Streptophyta, Magnoliopsida, Malvales, Dipterocarpaceae. The record is from the annotation of a GenBank genome assembly.
AACAAUGAAGCAGCCAUCAAGCACCAACAUUUCAAUGAACGCCUGUUUGCUCAUAAGAAUUUCUUCUGCAUAGCACUCUCGGGCUUUUGUUUCAUAAUUUGUGAUCUCUCUGAUGCAUUUCAUCAGUGUUGCCUCCGGAUCACCAUUUCUGUCUAGAAGACCUUGUAAGUAGUCAAACUUGAUCUUCUCUUUGUCUUCAAGAUGUUUCUCGCCAUGGUGAAAAGGGCCGAUGGAAAACGCGUUGGGGAUGUAUGCUUCCUUAUUGUGCCUGUGAAGUAUGCUGGGAAUCCUGAAGAUGCAAGGUGUGGAUGAACUUUUAGUAUCACCACUCAUCUUGCUCCUCAUGUUAGAUGCCAUGGAUUCAAUUUCUCCUGCCAUGAUCAACUUUUGCCCUCUCCAAGUAUGUCUAAGCAAGAAUCCUUUCAAGGAAAAAUGAAGAUAGAGUGUUUCUUAAGCAAAGUAGUAUAUAUGUGAAGAAGAAUUGUUAAGAACUCAGCUAAAAAGGGUUCUGUUUUACGUUCAAUCCCUGCGAUAUAAGUAGUGUUAUGAUGAUUGAUAGAGGGAUACUUCGCUCUCCAUGAAAAAAUGUACAUACUCUAGUUGUUUAAUAUUAUGUAUUUUUUUUGUUUUUUUAAUCAAUACCUUUAUUACAC